Caenorhabditis briggsae is the source of this 261-nucleotide messenger RNA. RefSeq names its product Protein CBR-ACBP-1 (gene Cbr-acbp-1). The transcript has 2 exons. Gene Ontology annotation, biological process: fatty acid metabolic process. The record is from RefSeq and is a predicted model, not a curated record. Bases 1 to 261 code for a protein of 86 amino acids. NCBI's taxonomy places the organism in Eukaryota, Metazoa, Nematoda, Chromadorea, Rhabditida, Rhabditidae. Gene Ontology annotation, molecular function: long-chain fatty acyl-CoA binding.
AUGACUCUUACUUUCGACGCCGCUGCUGCUCAAGUCAAGACCCUCAAGACGUCUCCAUCCAACGAUGAGCUUCUCAAGUUGUACGCUCUCUUCAAGCAAGGAACCGUCGGCGACAACACCACCGACAAGCCAGGCAUGUUCGAUUUGAAGGGAAAGGCCAAGUGGUCGGCGUGGGACGAGCAGAAGGGAACGUCCAAGGAAGCCGCACAGGCCGCCUACAUCAAGCUCGUUGAGGAGCUUACCGGAAAGUACGGAGUCUAA